Catharus ustulatus (Swainson's thrush) is the source of this 7611-nucleotide messenger RNA. It is a transcript of the gene PRDM10, whose product is annotated as PR/SET domain 10. Gene Ontology annotation, cellular component: nucleus. The transcript has 27 exons. The record is from RefSeq and is a predicted model, not a curated record. Bases 3550 to 7176 code for a protein of 1208 amino acids. Gene Ontology annotation, biological process: regulation of transcription by RNA polymerase II. Gene Ontology annotation, molecular function: protein binding; RNA polymerase II transcription regulatory region sequence-specific DNA binding; DNA-binding transcription factor activity, RNA polymerase II-specific. NCBI's taxonomy places the organism in Eukaryota, Metazoa, Chordata, Aves, Passeriformes, Turdidae.
GCCGGGGCGCGGCGGCGGGAAGCGGGCGGUGUGAGUGAGGGGGACACUCACGCCUGCUGAUUGGCCGCGUGCCUCGCGCCCCUGCCUCCUAUUGGCUUAAUUAGGGGAGGGGGUGUCUCAUCCCAUCUUCGGAUUGGCUGUUGAUGGCCGUGGAGACUAUAUUAGGGGGUUGGGGGUAGGGGUCCUCCAGUCUGCCGUGUGAGGGGCAGUGGCGGGGUGUGUUUUUGGGGCUCUACCCUCAUGAGGUUCUCGUGCCCCAGGGUGCCCAUUGCACAUCAGUGUGGCCUUAGCAGGGCAAGGCUGCUGGCUUGAGGCUUGGUGUGGAGGGAAGUUAGGCCCUUCCCCACUGCCCUAAGGUGAUUUCACUCAUGAAGGACCUGGUGUGAGUAGGAGUAGAUGCUGCAGUUGGAAGCUGUGGGGUUCACUGCUCUCCUUACAGUGGUCUUGGUGCCAAAAACACUUUCUGUGAUCUUGGGUACAGUUUUAGCAAGUGGAUGCUUUAUCUUAUGAGUCUCUGGCUCUGUGAGUGUUUGUGUUGAGUUGUCCUGCUUUCCUUCCUGUGCCCCAGUUCCAUUAAAAGUGAGUUGAUGUGAGUUUGUUGCAUGGUUGAGUUGGAAUGGAAGAAUGAGGUCCUGAUGAUGUGCCUUUCAGAAUUACUCAUCCUAAAGGGGUAGUUCUCCUUUUUAGGGGUAUUUCCCUGCACAAGAGCUAUGUCUGAUCACUAUUUACCUCUCAGCUGUACAUUGCAGAGCCUCAGGAGGGCUCUUACAGGGUCCCUAAAUUAGAAUUUAAAUUUGAUUUAGGCUACUGACAGUAGUCAUGGUCCUGAGAGUGAAAUGAAGGGUCGGUAUUUGUGAUGCACUUUUUGGUACAUCAGCAUCAACCUGUUACUAUAUGGUUCUUACAGACCUUUAAAGAAUGAUCAAGUGCAAAGCUGGAUGUGUAAAAUGCCUGUCGAUGUUUCACUGUGAUUUUCAGUGGGAGUAAAAAAUAUACUGAACUUUUGCUUUCUUCUGUCAGAUUUUUAAUAAUUCAGGUUUUUUUUCUUGUAGUUCAGUUAGAAGAUGAGAUGCUAAUGAGUCACCAGCUGAUUUUACAAGAGGAUUCUUUGCAUCUUUUGUGGAUACAAUAAAAUAAUUGUUAGUCUUGACCUUUCUAAUGCCUUCAUUUUUAGGAAAAGUAGUACAGGAACGUAUAUUACACUAGUUUGUCCUUGGAUGGAAAACUUCUCUCUGAAAUUGUGAUGGUUUUUGGCACUUUGCUACAUGGAUGCUUCUCUUUUGUGAAAAGACAGCUUUAUUACAUUGUUUAUACAAUGAGAUGUCAGUGUAAUUAUUAUUAUUAUCUGAUAGAAUAGUUGACAAUUUGAUUUUAGAGAGAAAUGGGUCUGUAGUAUUGUCUGCUCUCCUCUGACACCCUUAGUCUUACCAUUUGCAGAAAAUCCCUGGAUGAGCUUUCCUGGGGUAAAUUGCCCUGCAGUGAGCAGUCACUUCCAGUGUGUUCCUGACCACCUGCAGCUUCUGCAGCUGUGUACACUGAAUUCUAAUGGACUUCUAAGUGUAUCUAAUUAAGGAGGCUGGUUUUGUGUGGUGAAUUUUGUUUGGACUCGAACAUGAGAUUCGGUCUAGUUGUCACUCUUAUCUCCUGCUAGUAAAACAUGCAGUUGUAUUGUAGCCCUGAUAUGGCUCUAUAUGUCAGUCCCCACCUGUUUGAAGGUGCAGGUACUCCAUUUGUUCUCUGGGGUAAUGGAGAGCAGCAGCUGUUCUGAAGGAGCCAUCUCAGGUAUGUGUUUUUAUGUGCAGAAACAAGGUAGUUUUCUUUUUUCUAAUUUUAUGACAGGUGAUUUAAGUUCAGAGGAAAGGUGCAGGGGGGAUGGGAGAGGGAGAGAGGAAGCCGCACUAUCUGCAUGUCGGAGGGGAAGAAUCCCCUCCAACUGACAGCUCUUUUGGGAAGAGUUUAUUGGAGGAGGAGAAGGGAUGGGAGACAAAAAAAUUGGCAGGAAGAAGUUGGAGGGGGAAUGGUUUGUUUUCUUUCAGUAACCCCUCACAGAGCCAUCUGAUGGUUGUGUGGGCAGAACUGUAGAAGACACUGAUACAGACAUUUAUUUUCCUUUUAUGUCAUCCUGUACUUUAAAUGCAUGUGUUCCCUGCUUCCUUGCUUUAUCAGACUUCUCUCUCUGUGAUUUAUAAGGCAGGGUCACUGCCUCGAGCAGCUUUAGCCCAAGAGCUGCAGUAUGUGAUUCAACAGCCCAUGAUAUCACAGGGAUCUCAGAGGAUGAAACACUGGGACAACAGCAACAUGAGGAACAUGGCUGUAGAUUAAAGAAGCUGAGAGUGGGAGGCGGAAGUUGGUUGCGGGAGUGGAUAUUUAGAUGUUGAGCAAAUGGGAAGAGAGGUGACUAAAGAAGAGAUUUGCAUAUGUAGAAAGUAAUAAAGUUGUCUUUGUCUACUGAGAGAGGGGACAAUGUGAGAAACAUUUUAUUAUACAAGAAUUAAGGCAAGAGAGAUGUCCUUGGAGCAUCUCUGAGUAGGUGUCUAAACCCAUCCUCCUAGUCCCUAGGAGGAUGUUAACCUGUGCUCAGGCUGGAUUCUCUCCUGUAUUCUGUGGUAGAAAUGGAUUUUCAGCUACUUACCUGCUAAGUUGUGAGAGAAUAGUUACAUCAGACUGUUGUACUGUCACCUUCAGUGCCUGGGCACUGUCCCUUUAGGAUAAGGACUGUAACAUGUGAUGGGCAUAGCAGCAGAGGACUGGCCUUUGUCCAAGAGAUCGCUUCCAGCUCGUUGUUGCUUUGAUGAUGGAUGUGCCGUAAGGAUAUGGAUAUACAUAGAUUCAUUGUACACAAUGACAGUAAAAAGUGAGUUGGUGUUUGGCUGAGCUUUUCUAUUAAUUAUACGACAAAAUAAGUUGAAGCCAUUUUUCCCUGUGUGGAAAUAAGUAAUUCUUGCUGUCCCAGUUCUAGUAUGAUUCCCAUUUUUAACUCGCCAGUAAAACAUAAAUGUUGUUUUAUAUCUCCUGAUUGACAACAUUCGCACAAAAUGCACCAGGGCCAGAGUUCCUUGAUACAGUGCCUGUGAUGGAUGGGAAUGCAGAGGAGGUGACGACAGUGCUGACUCAGUCCUCGAUGAGGAUUUCUACAAUUGAGUUUGAAUUUCUGUUACACAGAUUUUUAUGGUAAUUACUUGGACAUAGCAGAGUUUCCUGUUGAGCUGAAUUUCAGCACGUGCUCCUGCCUCCCACCUUCUUUAUUGCUCAUCACUGGGAUCUCUCUGGGAUGUGGCCUGUCUCCUCCUGCAUUGUCUUUGCUCUCAGCACAUCUGUUAUUCCAGGGAAAGGCCCUGCCUGAACCCUUCGGUCUCCUUUGUACUCAAGUUGUAAGUUAUCUGUGCCAAAAUGACACUGCAGGAGUGAGUCAGCAUCUUCCUUCAGACCUUCAGUGUCUGCUGGUGGGGAAGACAUGUUGCUGAACAUCACCUCGUCUUCUGGAAGCAGAAAAAAAAUGAACAGAUGAAUCUCUUCAGCCAGACAUUCCUCCAGUAGAUCUUUCUCCUCAUGGAGCACCCAGGCAGGGAGGAGAUGGACUUGAAAGAGGAAAGUCCUCAGGUGUGGACUGAGUCUGCAGCACAGGAACAGAACACUGCUCAGGUGCGCUUUGUCCCCGAGGGGGGGGCAGUGGCCCAGAUCAUGUACAGUGACGAGCAGGAGCGCGGCCCCACGCAGCAGGUGGUUUACACGGCUGAUGGCACCUCCUACACCUCUGUGGACACCUCGGAGCACACCCUCGUUUACAUCCACCCCGUGGAAGCUACACAGACUCUGUUUACAGAUCCAUCCCAAGUGGCUUACGUCCAACAAGAUGCUACCACUCAGCAGGUAACUGUGCUCUUGCCUGCUGCUGCUCAGAGCAUGAAUCCCACCAACCUGUCUGUGCUCGGCAGCGUUGCUGACCCCCCCCAACCAGUGGCUCUGGAGCAGGGGCCACAAGCAGAUAGAGCAUCAUUACCGGUGCAUAACCAGGUGUUACCUCCCAUGGAGGCUGUGGAUGGUUCUGAUCCUUUAGCACCUCUGCAGAACGAAAUGGAAAGGAUAGAAACAAAAGAGGAAGAUGAUGAAGAUGAAGAUGAGGAUGAAGAUGGGGAAGACACUGACAUGGAUGAGUGGGAUCCAGAUCCACCUCGUCCCUUUGAUCCCAAUGAUUUGUGGUGUGAAGAGUGUAAUAAUGCACAUCCCUCAGUGUGUCCGAAACAUGGACCUUUGCAUCCCAUCCCAAACCGGCCUGUGCUGACCAGGGCAAGGGCCAGCCUUCCCCUGGUGCUCUAUAUAGACAGGUUUUUGGGAGGUGUGUUCUCCAAAAGGCGUAUCCCAAAGCGUACGCAGUUUGGGCCUGUGGAAGGACCCCUGGUCAGACAGACUGAGCUCAAAGACUGCUAUAUCCAUUUGAAGGUUUCUCUUGAUAAGGGUGACAGAAAAGACAGAGACUUGCAAGAGGACCUAUGGUUUGAACUUUCCAGUGAGGCUCUGUGUAACUGGAUGAUGUUUGUACGUCCAGCUCAAAACCACCUGGAGCAGAACCUGGUGGCCUAUCAGUACGGCCACCACAUUUAUUACACCACCAUUAAAAACGUGGAGCCCAAGCAGGAGCUCAAGGUGUGGUAUGCUGCCUCCUAUGCCGAGUUUGUGAACCAGAAGAUCCAUGAUAUAACUGAGGAGGAAAGAAAGGUGCUCAGGGAGCAGGAAAAGAACUGGCCAUGUUACGAGUGCAAUCGGCGUUUCAUGAGUUCAGAGCAGCUCCAGCAACACCUCAACUCCCAUGAUGAGAAGCUGGACUUCUUCAGCAGAGCCAGAGGUCGAGGUCGUGGGCGAGGGAAGAGGAGAUUUGGACCUGGCAGACGCCCCGGGCGCCCUCCCAAAUUCAUGCGCAUGGAAGUAACCAGUGAAAAUGGUGAAAAGUGUGAAGAAGGGACACAGGACUUGCUGCAUUUUUCCAGCAAGGGGCAGUUUGAUGAAACCGGACAAGCCCCAUUGAAUGGGCUGGAGCAGCAGGAGCAGACUCCGGUGCCACCAGAGCCUCAGGCAGCACUGGAGCAGCAGGAAAACCACGUGCUCAACAUACAGCCACAGCACGAGGGGAGCACGGUGCCCACGCAGAGCACCAUGACAGCAGAUGACAUGAGGCGAGCAAAGCGCAUCAGGCUGGAGCUGCAGAAUGCAGCUCUGCAGCACCUGUUCAUCCGGAAAUCCUUCCGCCCGUUUAAAUGCCUGCAGUGUGGGAAGGCCUUCCGGGAGAAGGACAAGUUGGACCAGCACCUGCGGUUUCAUGGGCGGGAAGGGAACUGCCCUUUGACCUGUGACAUCUGCAACAAGGGUUUCAUCAACAGCGGUGCCCUCGAGAGCCACAUGAAGUUCCACAUGGACCAGAAAACUUACUCCUGCAUUUUCUGCCCUGAGUCCUUUGACCGCUUGGAUCUGCUUAAGGAUCAUGUGGCCAUCCAUGUCAAUGAUGGCUAUUUCACCUGCCCCACCUGCAAGAAGCGCUUCCCAGAUUUUAUCCAGGUCAAGAAACAUGUGCGCAGUUUCCAUUCUGAGAAGAUUUACCAGUGUACAGAGUGUGACAAGGCUUUCUGCCGCCCCGACAAGCUGCGACUCCACAUGCUACGGCACUCGGACCGCAAAGACUUCCUGUGUUCCACUUGUGGCAAGCAGUUCAAGAGGAAGGACAAGCUGCGAGAGCACAUGCAGAGAAUGCACAACCCAGAGAGGGAGGCCAAGAAGGCUGAUCGGAUCAGCCGCUCCAAAACCUUCAAGCCCCGGAUCGCAUCCACUGACUAUGAGAGCUUCAUGUUCAAGUGUCGCCUUUGCAUGAUGGGCUUCCGCCGCAGGGGCAUGUUGGUGAAUCAUUUAUCAAAGAGACAUCCAGACAUGAAAAUAGAAGAGGUGCCAGAGCUCACGUUGCCCAUCAUAAAACCCAACAGAGAUUACUUCUGUCAAUACUGCGAUAAGGUGUACAAGAGUGCCAGCAAACGCAAAGCACACAUCCUGAAAAACCAUCCUGGUGCUGAGCUACCUCCAAGCAUCCGGAAACUGCGUCCUGCGGGCCCGGGAGAGCCAGAUCCCAUGCUGAGUACCCACACCCAGCUGACAGGCACCAUUGCCACCCCUCCAGUGUGCUGCCCUCACUGCUCCAAGCAAUACAGCAGUAAGACGAAGAUGGUGCAGCACAUCCGCAAGAAACACCCAGAGUUUGCUCAGCUCCCAAACACGAUCCAUGCACCACUGGCGACGGCCGUUAUCAGUUCCACGCCAGCUGUUCUCACCACUGACAACACAACUGGAGAAACUGUUGUGACAACAGAUUUACUGACCCAAGCAAUGACAGAGAUAUCCCAGACCCUCACGACAGACUACCGGACUCCCCAGGGAGAUUACCAGCGCAUCCAGUACAUCCCUGUGUCUCAGUCCACAAGUGGCUUGCAGCAGCCUCAGCACAUACAGCUGCAGGUUGUUCAAGUGGCCCAGGCUACCUCACCUCACCAGUCCCAGCACUCCACAGUGGAUGUUGGGCAGCUCCAUGACUCCCAGACAUACACCCAACAUGCCAUCCAGGUGCAGCACAUCCAGGUCACAGAGCCAUCACCAGCAACUCAGUCAUCAUCACAGAUUGGAGGUCAGCCUUUGAGUCCCUCCUCACAACAACCUCAGCAGGAACUCAGCCCCUCACAGAUGCAGACAACUACAUCGACACCAAACCAAGCCCUCCAGCAGCAGCAGCAAGGCUCCUCAGUCCAGCACACAUAUCUCCCCAGCAACUGGAACUCAUUUCGGAGCUACUCAUCAGAGAUUCAGAUGAUGACCAUCCCUCAAGGGCAGUACGUAAUCACAGAGACUGCUGUGGGUACCCCGGUCACUACUGUCAGCACAGGGCAAGUGAAAGCAGUUACUCAGACGCACUACGUGAUAUCUGAAGGUCAGCCUGAUCUGGAUGGUAAACAAAACUCCUCACUCUCCAGCGAGGUUCAGGUGGGCGUUUCCCAGCCCACAGCCCACACAGAUCCCUUGGAAUCCCAGACGAGCAACCAGCAGCAAACCACCCAGUACAUCAUCACAACCACUACCAACGGGAGUGGCGGGAGCAAAGUACACAUCUCCAAACCCAGGACUUUCUCAGCAGAGCAUGAGUGAAAGAGCCUCAUGGUGCCAUUUGCUUGUCCUUGUCAUCUCCCUGACAGCCCAGCUGUGGGGGUAUCCUGGGGCUCUAUGUGUUUUAAUGUAUAUGCUCUCUUACCUUCCACUAAAAUCCUGGAGCUCUUGUUAAUGCUUUAAGAGGGUUUAAUUCACAGUGACUAUGAAAUACCCUCAAAAUCCAUCUGGGAUGCUUUUUAUGCGGCUUUUAAGAAAAAGGACAAGAGAAGUGAAACCUCUUUGGCCCUGGACUUUAUUUUUGGCAUGUCUGCUGACCCUUAUUUAUCCUUUUUGGAAGUGUGUCCAGCAAACAAUUUUAUUUCAACUGUAUGAGAAAAAGAAUUGCCUAACUGAAGGCUUCCUGGCAGAUUGUCAUAUGUAUAUUUUUAAAAGGAGCCAUUAAACAGGAGAACAUCAUGUAAAUUGCUAGAAUAU